This is a messenger RNA of Calliphora vicina (urban bluebottle blowfly), 14844 nucleotides long. RefSeq lists its product as uncharacterized. Lineage: Eukaryota; Metazoa; Arthropoda; Insecta; Diptera; Calliphoridae. The record is from RefSeq and is a predicted model, not a curated record. The transcript has a single exon. The annotation marks the transcript as partial.
GAUCUAUUUUUAUAUAAAUUAAAUUAAGCAUUUUAUUUAACUAGGAAUUCCUUUAAAUUUAGUAUUAUCCAUUAGCUGUAAUUUAGCUCAUUUAAGAUUAUGCUAGCGAAAAACUCCAUAACUUUAACCAUUGUAAAGGUAAAAAUGUUUAAAAAGAUUCCCUCCUAAAUAAAUCUAUGCAUGAGAAAUGGGAUUGUGUAAUGAAUGACAAUAUGUCCGACUUGUAUCGUUUAUAUUUUUUUAGCCAGCGACGACAAUUCUGACUCUGAUGGUUGUACUGGUUUUAGUGCCGUAGAAAUCAUUGAACCUACACCUUCUGUUGUUGAAAUUUUAGCUGCCAUGGCUUUAGGGCCCAUGCUGGCUGUUCCGUCAGUUGAUCAGCCAGCAACGUUAACUGUUUCAGACUUUAAUGUUUUUACUGAUCUAAAAGAAUUGGCAUUGGCAGAAAUUAAGGCACGAUCCUUAGAAUUAACUCCUCGUAAUUUAGAUGUAAUACCUGAGGAAACGGGAGAUACUACAAUUCCAAUAGAGACUAUUUCAACUUCUGCAAACGAAACAAACGAGCCAUUAACGAUCAAUUUAACAAUAGCCCCAGCAUUGGAAUUCAAUACUGUUGGAAGUAACAAAGAAAUUUUAGAUAUAAAUUCGUCUGAAAUAUCCUCAUCUAGCACAGAAUCUGUAAUUUGCUCUACUGAUGAACCUAUAAUCGAAGCAACCGAUGUCUCCGCAAGAAACAAAACAAGUGAUGAUAUCACACUUACAAAAGACCAAGAACUGAAGGAAACGUCAGCGAAUGAAAAUAUAUCAUAUUCUUCAACAUUUAAAAGCACAAAAUCCAUUUCAGAGAAAUCGCAUUUAGACAUUGAUUCAAAUACAGCAGCAGCAAACAUGGAUGAACCAAUGAAAAAGGGUUCCAUAAGUGAUGAUCAUUAUGUAGAGACACUUUCAGCAGCAACAGAACUACAAUCUACCUCUGAAUUAAUCAACAAUAAAGGCUCAUUAGUAUUAGAGGAAAGUCUUUUAGCUGAUAAAACAAAUGCACUCCAUGAGCUGCACUCUGAAAUAAAGCUGCAAGACAUUCCUGAUUCUAUAAAUAACGAAACUUUAUCAUCACAUUUAAAAUCCAAUGACCAAGCCAAUUUUGAAAUGCACAGUAAUAAUGAAUCCAGUAACCAAUGUCAUGUUGGUGAAAAUAAUUUAGUAAAGUAUUCAACGCAACACAGUGAGAUAAUUGUAGGACAGAAUUCAUCUGAAAUAACACUGCAAGAUACAUCAGAUACUACGUACAAUAAAACAGCUUGCAGCAUACAAUCCAACACCAAGGAACCCCUAUCAGCUGCAUGUUCAAAAGAACCUGAAAAAAAUACUUCUAAUGAUGAUGAUUCAGAAAAUCCGCUGGAACUGAAUGACAUAGAAAUGAAAGGACAUAACACAAUUCCUAAAGAGCAGUAUUCUGAAACCAAGACGGAACAAAAUGAAACAGUUUCGAAAGAACAAACAUCUGAAACCACAUGUUCAGAUAGUAAUGUGGAAUCCAAGACUGAAGAUAAUAUAUCAGAUGGAAAUUCAAGAGUACUCGAGGACACAAAUUCUAAAGAGCAGACUCUUAAAACACAGACACAAGAAAAUGAAAUAGAAAUAGCUAAUUCUGACGCUACGAACAGUGAUGCAUUAUCAGCGUCUUCCAAUUUAAAUAUGCCACGCAAUAUUGAGGAUAAUAUGUCAAUUAAAAAUUCAAGAGCACUUGAUGACACAUCAUCUGAAAUGCAGACCUUGGAAACCAUGAAAGAACAAAAUGAAAUGGUUACCCAAAUGGUCCAACACUGUACUAAAAAUGAAACACAGAUGGAUCAAAAUGAGAUUGUUUCGGAAGAACAAACAUCAGUUUUAUCCGCGCCUUCAGGACCAAAUGUGGAAUCCAAUUCAGAUUUAAAUUCUGAACAACAGACGACACAAAAUGAUAAUGUUGAAGAACAAUCAUCUAAUAUUCAACAGUUUGAUUUGUCAGAUUGUACAAACAUUGAAGUUUUAACCGCGUCUUCAGAAUCAAAUAUGAUAUCUAAACCUGCAUUAAAUGAAAAUUCAAGAUUACUCGAUGAAACAAUUUCUAACGACCAGUCUUCUGAAAUACACAUGGUUCAAAAUAAAGCAGUAUUGCUGGAACAAUCAUUUGAUAUACCACUAAAAGGUAUCUCAGACUCUACGAAGAGCGAACCUUUAUCCGCGUCUUUAGACCCUGAAGAUUAUAUAUCAAAUAAAAACUCUAGAGUACUCGGUGAAAUAGAAUCUAAAGAGCAAUCAUCUGAACCACGGACAGAACAAAAUGAAAUAGUUAUGAAACAAGAAGUGUCAGAAAUAAAACUGGAAACACGGAUGCAACAAAAUGAAAUAGUUUCAGAAGCCGAUGUGGAAUCUAAAAAUGAUGACAAUAUCAGUAUAGAUUCACCAGAACGGACUAAAAUAAUCUCGAAAGAGCAGUCUUCUGCAAUACAAGCGGAACAAAAUGAAAUAUCUUCGGAAGAACAAUCACCGACUGCCUCCUCGUCUUCAGAAUCUAAAACUACGAACAAUACAUCAGAUGAGAAUUUUAGAGUACUCGAGGAAACAAUUGAAAUAAUUUCCAAAGAACAGUCAGCUGAACUACCACUAGAGGGCACAUCAGACUGUAUGGAUGCGGGUUCAGAGUCCAAAAUUCAUUCUGACAAAGACCAACAAGGACUUAAUAAAGAGCAAUCUUCUAAAAUACCGACAAAGUCAAAUGAAAUAAUUUCGGAAGAGCAAACAUCGACUUUAUCAGCGUCUUCAGAAUCUAAUACAGAAUUCAAGUCCGUUGACGAAACAAUUUAUCUAGAGCAGUCUAAUGAAACACAGGUGAAACAAAAUGAAAUAGUUUCAGAAGAACCAACUUUGUCCGCCUCUUCAGAUGCAAAUGUGGAAUCCACAACUGAAAAAAUUUCAUCAAUUGAAAAUACGAUAGUAAUCGACGAUAUAACUUAUAAUUUUCAAAAUGAAAUAGUUCCGGAUGAGCAACCAACAGCAUUGCCCUCGUCUUCAAAAUCAACUGUGGAAUCUAAAACUGAGGAAAAUACAACAGAUGAAAAGUCAAGUGUUCUCGACGAAACAAUUCCUAACGAGCAGGUGGAACAAAAUGAUAUAGUUUCAGAAGAACCAACACCAACUUUGCGCGAUUCUUCAGAAACAAAUGUGGAAACUAAAAAUUAUGAUAACACAUCAGAUGAAAAAUCAAGUGUCCUCGAUGGAAUAAUUUCUAAAGAACAGUUCAUUGAAACACCGGUGGAACAAAAGGAAAUAGUUUCAGAAGAACUAAAAUCAUCUUUGUCCGCUUCUUCGGCAGAGCAAUCAUCAACUUUGUCCAACUGUUCAGAAUCAAACAUGGAAUCUAAAACAUCAGAAGAAACAAUUCCUAAAGAGCAGUCUAAUGAAAUACAGGUGAAACAAAAUGAUAUAGAUUCUGAAGAACCAACACCUGCGGUGUCUGCUUCUUCAGAAACAAACGUAGAAGCACAGUACGAACCAAAUGAAAUAGUUUCAGAAGAACUAACGUCAGCUUUAUCCGCUUCUUCGGAAGAGCAACCAGCAGACUCUUCAGAAACAAUUAUGGAAUCUAAAACUGGUGGAAAUACAUCAGAUGAAAAAUCAAGUGUCCUCGACCAAACAAUUCCUAAAGAGCAGUCUAUUGAAACACACACGGAACAAAAUGAAACAGUUUCAGAAGAACUGACAUCCGCUUUGUCCGCUAUUUCGGAAGAGCAACAAACAGCCUCUUCAGAAUCAAAUAUGGAAUCGGAUGCUGGUGCAAAUACAUCAGAUGAAAAAUCAAGUGUUCUCGAUGAAACAAUUCCUAUAGAGCAGUCCAUUGAAACACCGGUUGAACAAAAUGAAAAAGUUUCAGAAGAACCGAAAUCAGUUUUGUCCCCUUCUUCGAAAGAACAACCAUCAACUUUGUCCAACUGUUCAGAAUCAAAUAUGCAAUCUAAAACAUCAGAUGAAAAAUCAAGUGUUCUCCCCGAAACAAUUCCUCAAGAACAGUCUAAUGAAACACAGGUGGAACAAAAUGAUAUAGCUUCUGAAGAAUCAACACCUGCUUUGCCCGCUUCUUCAGAAACAGACGUGGAACAAAAUGAAAUAGUUUCAAAAGAACUAACGUCAGCUUUAUACGCUUCUUCAGAAGAGCAAUCAGCAGCCUCUUCCGAAUCAAAUAUGGAAUAUAAAACUGGUGCAAAUACAUCAACUUUGUCCAACAGUUUCGAAUCAAAUAUAGAAUCUAAAACAUCAGAUGAAAAAUUAAAUGUUCUCAACGAAGCAAUUCCUAAAGAGCAGUCUUUUGAAACACAGGUGGAACAAAAUGAAAUAGUUUCGGAAGAACUGACAUUCACUUUGUCCGCCAUUUCGGAAGAGCAACCAUCAGCCUCUUCAGAAUCAAAUAUGGAAUCUAAAGCUGGUGAAAAUACAUCUGAUGAAAAAUCAAGUGUACUCGACGAAACAAUUCCUGAAGAUACAAUUACAGAAGAUCCAAAAAUAUCUUUGUCCGCAUCUUCGGAUGUGCCACCAUCAAAUUUGUCUAACUGUUCGGAAUCAAAUAUGGAAUCUCAAAUAUCAGAUGAAAAAUCAAAUGUUAUCGUCGAAACAAUUCCUAAACAGCAGUCUAUUGAAACACAGAUGGAACAAAAUGAAAUAGUUUCAGAAGAACUAACAUCAGCUUUAUCCUCAUCUUCGGAAGAGCAACCAGCAUCCUCUUCAGAAUCAAAUAUGGAAUCUAAAACUGAUGCAAAUACAUCAGAUGAAAAACCAAGAUUCCCCGACGAAACAAUUCCUAAAGAGCAGUCUAUUGAAACACAGACGGAAAAAAAUGGAAUUGUUUCAGAAAACCUAACAUCAGCUUUGUCCGCAUCUGUCAAAGAGCCACAAUCAACUUUGUCCAACUGUUCGGAAUCAAAUAUAGAAUCUCAAACAUCAGAUGAAAAAUCAAGUGUUCUCCCCGAAACAAUUCCUAAAGAACAGUCUUUUGAAACACAGAUGGAACAAAAUGAAAUAGUUUCAGAAGAAGUAACACCAGCUUUGUCCACUUCAAUGGAAGAGCAACCAGCAGCCUCUUCAGAAUCAAAUAUGGAAUCUAAAGCUGGUGAAAAUACAUCUGAUGAAAAAUCAAGUGUUCUCGACGAAACAAUUCCUGCAGAGCAAGAAGAACGAAGUGAAAUAGUUACACAAGAUCCAACAAAAUCUUUGUCCGCUUCUUCGGAUGUGCCACCAUCAGCUAUGUCCGCAUCUGUGAAAGAUCCACAAUCAACUUUGUCCAACUGUUCGGAUUCAAAUAUAGAAUCUCAAAAAUCAGAUGAAAAAUCAAGUGUUCUCCCCGAAACAAUUCCUAAAGAGCAGUCUUUUGAAACACAGAUGGAACAAAAUGAAAUAGUUUCAGAAGAAGUAACACCAGCUUUGUCCAUUUCAACGGAAGAACAACCGGCAGCCUCUUCAGAAUCAAAUAUGGAAUCUAAAGCUGGUGAAAAUACAUCAGAUGAAAAAUCAAGUGUUCUCGACGAAACAAUUCCUGCAGAGCAAGAAGAACGAAGUGAAAUAGUUACAGAAGAUCCAACAAUAUCUUUGUCCGCAUCUUCGGAUGUGCUACAAUCAAAUUUGCCUAACUGUUCGGAAUCAAAUAUGGAAUCACAAACAUUAGAUGAAAAAUCAAAUGUUCUCGUCGAAACAAUUCCUAAACAGCAGUCUAUUGAAACACAGAUGGAACAAAAUGAAAUAGUUUCAGAAGAACUAACAUCAGCUUUAUCCUUAUCUUCGGAAGAGCCACAAUCAACUUUGUCCAACUGUUCAGAAUCAAAUAUAGAAUCUCAAACUUCAGAUGAAAAAUCAAGUGUUCUCCCUGAAACAAUUUCUGAAGAACAGUCUUUUGAAACACAGGUGGAACCAAAUGAAAUAGUUUCAGAAGAAGUAACAUCAGCUUUGUCCACUUCAACGGAAGAGAAACCUUCAGCUUUGUCUAACUCUUCAGAAUCAAAUAUGGAAUCUAAAACAUCAGAUGAAAAAUCAAGUGUUCUCCCCGAAACUAUUCCUAAAGUGCAAUCUAUUGAAACACUGGUGAAAGAAAGUGAAAUAAUUUCAGAAGAAGUAACAUCAGAUUUGUCCGCUUCAGCAGAAGAGCAACCUUCUGCUUUGUCUAACUCUUCAGAAUCAAAUAUGGAAUCUAAAACAUCAAAUGAAAAAUCAAGUGUUCUCCCCGAAACAAUUCCAAAAGAGCAGUCUAUUGAAACACAGGUGGAACAAAAUAAAAUAGUUUCAGAAGAACCAAUAUCAGCUUCUUCAGAAACAAAUGUGGAAUCCAAAAGUAAAGAAGUUUCAUCAAUUGAACAUACAAUCGUAAUCGACGAUAUGACUUCUAAAAUACGAAACGAAAUUGUUUCGGAAAAGCAACCACCCGCUUUGCCCUCGUCUUCAGAAUCAAAUAUGGAAUCUAAAUGUAGUGAUACUACAUCAGAUGAAAAAUCUAAUGUUCGCGAUGAAGCAAUUCCUCAAGAGCAGUCUAUUGAAACACAGGUGGAACAAAAUAAAGUUGUUUCAGAAGAACUAACAUCAUUUUUGUCUGCUUCUUCAGAAGAGCAACCAGCAGCCUCUUCAGAAUCAAAUAUGGAAUCUAAAGCUGGUGAAUAUACAUCAGAUGAAAAAUCAAGAGUUCUCGACGAAACAAUACCUGCAGAGCAAGAUGAACGAAGUGAAAUGGUUACAGAAGAUCCAACAAUAUCUUUGUCGUCAUCUUCGGAUGUGCUACCAUCAAAUUUGCGUAACUGUUCGGAAUCAAAUAUGGAAUCUCAAGCAUCUGAUGAAAAAUCUAGUGUCCUCGCCGAAACAAUACCACAACAGCAGUCUAUUGAAACACUAGUGGGACAAAAUGAAAUAGUUUCAAAAGAACUAACAUCAGGUUUGGUCACUUCUUCGGAAGAGCAACCAUCAACUUUGUCCAACUAUUCAGAUUCAAAUAUGGAACCUAGAACUGUUGAAAAUACAUCAGCUGAAAAAUCAAGUAUUCUCAACGAUACAAUUUCUGAAGAGCAGUCUAUUGAAACACAGGUGGAACAAAAUGAAAUAGCUUCAAAAGAAAUAGCAUCAGCUUUGUCUGCAUCUGCGGAAGAGGAAGAGGAACUAUCAGCUGAAAAAUCAAGUAUUCUCGACGAAACAAUUUCUCAAGAGCAGUCUAUUGAAACACUGGUGGAUCAAAAUAAAAUAGUUUUAGAAGAAGUAACAUCAGCUUUGUCCGUUUCAGCAGAAGAGAAACCUUCAGCAUUGUCUAACUCUUCAGAAACAAAUAUCGAAUCUAAACCAUCAGAUGAAAAAUCAAGUGUUCUCCCCGAAACAAUUCCUAAAGAGCAGUCUAUUGAAACACCGGUGGAAGAAAAUGCAAUAGCUUCAAAUGAAAUGACAUCAGCUUUGUCCGCAUCUGUGGAAGAGAAACUAUCAGCUUUGUCCAACUCUUCAGGAUCUAAUAUGGAAUCUAAAACAUCAAAUGAAAAAUCAAGUGUUCUCCCCGAAACAAUUCCUCAAGAGCAGUCUAUUGAAACACAGGUGGAUCAAAAUAAAAUAGUUUCUGAAGAACCAAUAUCAGCUUCUUCGGAAACAAAAGUGGAAUCUAAAACUAAAGAAAUUUCAUCAAUUGAAAAUACAAUAGUAAUCGACGAUAUGACAUCUAAAUUACAAAAUGAAAUUGUUUUGGAUGAACAACCAUCAGAUUUGUCAUCGACUUCGGAAUCAAAUAUGGAAUCUAAAUCUGGUGAAAAUACAUUAGGUGAAAAAUCAAGUGUUCUCGCCGAAACAAUUACUCAAGAGCAGUCUAUUGAAACAUUAGCGGAACAAAAUGAAACAGUUUCAGAAGAAGUAAAAUCAGCUUUGUACGCUUCUUCGGAAGAGCAAUCAUCAACUUUAUCCCACUGUUCAGAAUCAAAUAUGGAAUCUCAAAAACCAGAUGAAAUAUCAAGUGUUCUCGCCGAAACAAUUACUCAAGUGCAGUCUAUUGAAACACUAGUGGAACAAAAUGAAACAGUUUCAGCUGAACUAAAAUCAGCCUUGUCCGCUUCUUCAGAAGUGCACCCAUCAACUUUGGCCCACUGUUCAGAAUCAAAUAUAGAAUCUCAAAGAUCAGAUGAAAAAUCAAAUGUUCUCGCCGAAACAAUUCCUCAAGAGCAGUCCAAUGAAACACAGCAGGAUCAAAUUAAAAUAGUUUUAGAAGAAGUAACAACAGCUUUGCCCGCUUCAGCGGAAGAGAAACCUUCAGCUUUGUCUAACUCUUCAGAAUCAAAUAUGGAAUCUAAAACAUCAGAUGAAAAACCAAGUGUUCUCCCCGAAACAAUUCCUAAAGAGCAGUCUCUUGAAACACCGGCGAAAGAAAAUGAAAUAGCUUCAAAAGAAAUAACAUCAGCUUUGUCCAACUCUUCAGAAUCUAAUAUGGAAUAUAAAACUUCAAGUGAAAAAUCAAGUGUUCUCCCUAAAACAAUUUCUCAAGAGCUGUCUAUUGAAACACAGGUGGAUCAAAAUAAAUUAGUUUUUGAAGAACCAAUAUCAGCUGCUUCAGAAACAAAUGUGGAAUCCAAAACUAUAGAAAUUUCAUCAAUUGAAAAUACAAUCGUAAUCGACGAUAUGACUUCUAAAAUACAAAAUGAAAUUGUUUCGGAAGAGCAUCAACAUGCUUUGUCCAAGUCUUCAGAAUCAAAUAUGGAUUCUAAAUCUGGUGAAAAUACAUCAGAUGAAAAAUCAAGUGUUCUCACAGAAACUCAAGAGCAGUCUAUUGAAACAUUGGCGGAACAAAAUGAAAUAGUUUCAGAAGAAGUAACAUCAGCUUUGUCCGCUUCUUCGGAAGAGCAACCAUCAACUUUAUUCCACUGUUCUGAAUCAAAUAUGGAAUCUCAAACAUCAGAUGAAAAAUCAAGUGUUAUCCCCGAAACAAUUUCUCAAGAGCUGUCUAUUGAAACACAGAUGGAACAAAAUAAAAUAGUUUCAGAAGAACCAAUAUCAGCUUCUUCAGAAACAAAUGUGGAAUCCAAAACUAUAGAAAUUUCAUCAAUUGAAAAUAAAAUCGUUAUCGAUGAUAUGACUUCUAAAAUACAAAAUGAAAUUAUCUCGGAAGAGAAAUCAUCCGCUUUGUCCUCGUCUUCGGAAUCAAAUAUAGAACCUAAAUCUGUUGGAAAUACAUUAGAUGAAAAAUCAAGUGUUCUCCCCGAAACAAUUCCUCAAGAGCAGUCUAUUGAAACACAGGUGGAUCAAAAUAAAACAGUUUUAGAAGAACCAAUAUCAGCUUCUUCAGAAACAAAUGUGGAAUCCAAAACAAUAGAAAUUUCAUCAAUUGAAAAAACAAUCGUAAUCGACGAUAUGACUUCUAAAAUACAAAAUGAAAUUAUCUCGGAAGAGAAAUCAUCCGCUUUGUCCUCGUCUUCGGAAUCAAAUAUAGAACCUAAAUCUGUUGAAAAUACAUUAGAUGAAAAAUCAAGUGUUCUCCCCGAAACAAUUCCUCAAGAGCAGUCUAUUGAAACACAGGUGGAUCAAAAUAAAAUAGUUUUAGAUGAAGUAACAUCAACUUUGUCCGCUUCAACGGAAGAGAAACCUUCAGUUUUCCCUAACUCUUCUGAAUCAAAUAUAGAAUCUAAAACAGAUGAAAAAUCAAGUGUUCUGACCGAAACAAUUCCUAAAGAGCAGUCUAUUGAAACACCGGUAGAAGAAAAUGAAAUAGUUUUAGAAGAAUUAACAUCAGCUUUAUCCGAUUCUUUAGAAACAAAUGUGGAAUCCAAAACUAAAGAAAUUUCAUCAAUUGAAAAUACAAUAGUAAUCGACAGUAUAACUUCCAAGAUACAAAAUGAAAUAAUUCUGGAAGAGCAACCAUCCGCUUUGUCCUCGUGUUCAGAAUCAAAUAUUGAAUCUAAAACUGGAGAUACUACAUCAGAUGAAAAAUCGAAUGUUCUCAACGAAGCAGUUCCUCAAGAGCAGUCUGUUGAAAUACAGAUGGAACAAAAUGAAGCAGUUUCAGAAGAAGUAACUUCAGAUUUCUCCGCUUCAGCGGAAGAGCAACCUUCAGCUUUGUCUAACUCUUCAGAAUCAAAUAUGAUAUCUAAAACAUCAAAUGAAAAAUCAAGUGUUCUCCCCGAAACAAUUCCUCAAGAGCAGUCUAUUGAAACACUGGUGGAUCAAAAUAAAACAGUUUUAGAAGAACCAAUAUCAGCUUCUUCAGAAACAAAUAUGGAAUCCAAAACUAAAGAAAUUUCAUCAAUUGAACAUAUAAUCGUAAUCGAAGAUAUGACUUCUAAAAUACGAAACGAAAUAGUUUCGGAAGAGCAACCAUCCGCUUUGCCCUCGUCUUCAGAAUCAAAUACGGAAUCUAAAUGUGGUGAUACUACAUCAGAUGAAAAAUCUAAUGUUCCCGAUGAUGCAAUUCCUCAAGAGCAGUCUAUUGAAACACAGGUGGAACAAAAUAAACUUGUUUUAGAAGAACUAACAUCAUUUUUGUCCACUUCUUCAGAAGAGCAACCAGCAGCCUCUUCAGAAUCAAAUAUGGAAUCUAAAGCUGGUGAAAAUACAACAUAUGAAAAAUCAAGUGUUCUCGACGAAACAAUUCUUGCAAAGCAUGAGGAACGAAGUGAUAUAGUUAUAGAAGAUCCAGCAAUAUCUUUGUCCUCAUCUUCGGAUGUUGUAGCACAUCCUAACUGUUCGGAAUCAAAUAUGGAAUCUCAAACAUCUGAUGAAAAAUCAAGUGUCCUCGCCGAAACAAUACCUCAACAGCCGUCUAUUGAAACACUAGUGGAACAAAAUGAAAUAGUUUCAAAAGAACUAACAUCAGGUUUGGCCGCUUCUUCGGAUGAGCAACCAUCAACUUUGUCCAACUAUUCAGAAUCAAAUAUCGAAUCUAAAAUAUCAGAUGAAAAAUCAGGUGUUUUCGACGAAGUAAUUUCUAAGUCUUUUGAACCGCAGGUGGAACAAAAUGAAAUAGCUUCUUCAAAAAUAGAAUCUGAAAUUAGUGAGAAAUCAGCAGUUGGCGAUAAAACAAUUCCUCCAGAGCAGUCUAUUGAAACACAUGUGGACCAAAUUGAAAUAGUUUCAGAAAAACUAACAUUAGCUUUGUCCACAUCUUUGGAAGAUCAACCUUCAGCUUUGUCCAACUCUUCAGAAUCAAAUAUGGAAUCUAAAACCGGAGUAAAUACAUCAGAUGAAAAAUUAGGUGUUCUCACCGACACAAUUUCGCAGGAGGAACAAAAUAUAAUAGUUUCAGAAGAACCAACAUCACCUUCUUCAGAAACAAAUGAGGAAUCCAAAAGUAAUGAAAUUUCAUCAAUAGAAAAUACAAUUGUAAUCGACGAUAUAACUUCUAAGAUACAAAAUGAAAUUAUUUCGGAAGAGCAACCAUCCGCUUUGUUCAUGUCUUCAGAAUCAACUAUGGAAUCUAAAACUGAGGAAAAUACAUCAGACGAAAAGUCAAGUGUUCUCGGCGAAACAAUUCCUAAAGAGCAGUUGGUACUAAAUGAUACUGUUUCAGAAGAAGUAACAUCAGCUUUGUCCGCUUCUUCAAAAACAAAUGUGGAAUCCAUAACUGAAGAAAUUUCAUCAAUUGAAAAUACAAUAGUAAUCGACGAUAUAACAUCUAAAAUACAAAAUGAAAUUGUUUCGAAUGAACAACCAUCAGAUUCAAAUAAGGAAUCUAAAACUGGAGAUACUACAUCAGAUAAAAAAUCGAUUGUUCUCGACGAUACAAUUUCUCAAGAUCAGUCUAUUGAAACACAGGUGGAAAAUAAUGAAAUUGUUUCUGCUUUGUCUGCUUCUUCGGAAGAGCAACCAUCAGCUUUACCCACCUCAAAUAUUGAAGCAAUUUCUAAAGAGCAGUGCAAUAAAAUAGAGGUGCAACAAAAUGAAAUAGUUUCAGAACAAGAAACGUUAUCAUUACCCGCCUCUUCAGAAGCAAAUGUGGAGUCGAAUACUGAAAAUAUUUUAUCAAUAGAAAAUACUAUGGCAUUCGACGAAACUUCUAAAAACCAAAAUAAAAUAGUUUCGGAAUCAAAUAUAGAAUCUAAACCUGGUGAUAAUACAGAUGAAAAAUCUAAUGUUAUCGACGAAACAAUUCCUAACGAGCAGUCGAAUGAAACACCGGUGGAACAAAACAAAAUAGUUUCGGAAGAGCAACCAUCAUCGGAAGUGCAAUCCAGAACUGCGGAAAAAACGUCAAAUGAAUGUUCAAAAGGACUCAAAGAAACAAAUUCGAAUGAGCAGUCUUCUGAAAAACAACAGGAUCAAUCACCUGAAAUGCCUAUGCAUGUUAUUUCAGACUCAACAGAUAAUGAAUCCUCGUCUAUGAAUUCAGAAUCCAAUGUGAAACUUAAACCUAAAGAUAAUACAUUACAUGAAGAUUCGGGAGAACCACAACAGAAAGAAGUUAUUUUAGAUUCUACAGAUUAUUCUGAUGGUUCAAAAUCUUGUGAACAACACGAAAUUGAGGAGAAUUUAUCGAAUGAACAUUCUGAAAUAUACGAUGAAAUAAUUUGUAAAGAGCAGCCUUCUGAAAUACUGCAGGAGCAAAACAAAAUAAUUCCGAAGGAACAAACUUCUGAAAUGUCUCUUAAAGAUAUUUCAAACCCUACAAUCAAACAGCAAAGUGAAAUUCAAUCAUCUGUAAUACAACUACAAGACACUGUAGACCCUACGAUGAAUGAAGCAUUGUCCGGUAUUCCAGAGUCCUACGUACAAAACAAUACUGACGAGAACUCAUCUCAUGAAUGUUCAAAAGUACUCGAUGAAAUAAUUUCAAAAGAGCAGUGUUCUGAAGCUCAGCAGGAACAAAUGCCAUUGAAAGAUAUUUCAAACUCUACAAGCAAUGAGCAAAAUGAAAUAGUAUCAAAAGAACAAGCAUCCGAUAUACAACCACAAAUUACAUUAGACCCUAUGAAUAAUGAACCAUUGACCGAUAGUUCAGAAUCCAAUAACGAGCAUUUAAAUCUACUCAAUAAAACUGUUUCGAAAGAGCAGUCUCCAGAAACAGUACUGGAACAAAAUGAAAUCAUUUCGAAAGAGAAAUUAUCUGAAAUAUCUGUAGAAUGUAAUUCUAACUUCAUACAUAAUGAAACUUUGUCCGAGAACUUAGAGUCAAAUGCGCAAUCUACAAUUUUGGAAAAUACAAUUAAUGGACAAAAAGAUAUUUCAAAUCCUACUAUCAAUGGACAAAAUGAAUUAGUUUCUAAUACACAAUCAUCUGAAACACUCCCGGUACAAAAUGAAAUCAUUUCGAAAGAGCAAUCAUCUGAAAUAUUACUAGAAUGCAAUUCUAACACCACAAAUAAUGAAACUUUGUCGAAAAAUUCAAAAGCACUGGAUGAAAUAGUUCCGAAAGAACAGAUCUCUGAAAUACAACCGAAGCAAAAUAAAAUAGUUUUAAGUGAAAAAUCAUCGGAAAUAGCACUAGAAAAUAGUGACUCUACACGCAAUGAAUUACUAAAGGAAUUAAUUUCCGGAGAGAAGUCUUCUGAAUCACAGACCGAGCAAAAAGACAUAGUUGUGAAAGAACAGUCAUCUGAUAUACAAUUGCAAAUUAUUUCGGAGACCAAUGUACAAUCAAAAGUUGAAGGGAACUCAUUAGAUGAAUGUUCAAAAGAGAGCAAUGAAAUUAUUUUGGAAAUUCAGCAUUCUGAAAUAAAGCUGGAACAAUCAGCUGAAGCACAAUUGAAAUUUAUCUCAGAACAUAAAAACAAUGAUGAUUUGCCAGAAUGUUUAGCAUCUAAUGUGCAAAUUAAAACGGAACAAAACAAUUCAACAGAAUAUUCGGAAGAACUUAAUGAACAAAUUUCCAAAGAACACUUAUCUAUAUUAGAUAAACAUGAAAUUGCUGACUCUUCAAAACAUGAGGCAUCCAGCAUCCAAUCCAAACCUGCAGAUAUCACUACGGCUGAUAUUUCAGGAGAACUCAAUGAAAUUGAUAUGCCUACAACUAAUACAUCUCCCCUUAUGCCAUCAACAAUUAUUGAAACCAACUUGCAUACUCCGCCUGUACCAAUAAUAGUAUCGGAAUCUGAAUCUGAUCCAAAACUAUCAUCUGCAUCUGGAAAUGACAUACAGAUACAAGAUACUUUAAAUAUUUUGGAGGAUCAAAUUUCAUUAGAUGAUAGUCCUACAAUGUCUAGACAAUCCACUGUCGUAGAAAUUGAAGAAGACAAUAAUAAUGCUGCAGUCAACCAACAACCACAAGGUAAACACAAUAUAUCAAAGAAACUUCAACGACAAUAUAGAGUGGUAGACACAACACCGAGUUUUGAAGAUGUAAGUCCACAACCAAUGCCACAGACUACACCACCAAGCACUGCAAACACUUUGGCUGGUUUAUGCCAAAAAUUCAUCCAUGACAAACAUCUUUUGACUGCGCUUGAAAACCGACGACGUCGAACCCUACUCAUGCAUAGAUUUUUAAGUACCCUAGAUUUAUCACAUUCUACUGAUGAUAGUAUGGAGGAAACAAACAGGGUCCAUACUGAGGUACUAAUUACAGAAAAUCCUGUAGUUUGUGAGAGCUCUACAAGUUCUCACCAUGAUCACGACAGUGAUCAUGACGACUGUAGUGAUUCGUUUACUUUACAAAUAAACAAUCUCGAUAAGAUUUCAUAUAAUUUCAUUAAUAAUAUUCUCUUCUCAGAUCAAUUAAGUUAUGAUUCCAAACCUUAUGCUGAUAGUCGAUCUAACACUAUUGAGGAAUACAUUGAUAAUGAAAAUGAUGAAAAGGAUAUUUUAGCUAUUAAUUAUAAAAAUAAUUCUACUACUAACACUAUUACUACUCCUACUAUUACUACUACUACUACUAAUUCAUCC